Messenger RNA from Xenia sp. Carnegie-2017, 919 nucleotides. RefSeq lists its product as uncharacterized. The transcript has 4 exons. The coding region runs from base 53 to 919 and encodes 288 amino acids. The record is from RefSeq and is a predicted model, not a curated record. NCBI's taxonomy places the organism in Eukaryota, Metazoa, Cnidaria, Anthozoa, Malacalcyonacea, Xeniidae.
CCUAUUAAGCGGCCCCAAAGAUAAUACAGUUCCACGGCAAGGCACUCGGCUGAUGUUGGUAGAAAAUGGACACAUGAUUUCAGGUUGUCGGUUUUCAAAAGAUUUGUCAGCCGCUGCUGUCGAAACUAAUAUAAUGAUGGCCUUUGAUGGAAAAAUUCCGCAUGGUACAGAUAUAGAACUGUUAACAUCGGUACAUUCCACUCUGGUUGCGCCAACAUUAGCCCCUGGUCAGACAUUGGAUGGUGUUAUCCUCCACAGAUUAUACGCACAAAAGCCAGUGUAUGUACGACCUAGUGUUCAGCUGCUUAACAUGGGAAAUGCAACAAAGGAACCAGGCAGCAAUUCUAGUGAAGGAAUAGAUGAACCUUUGGAUGAUGAUGAUAUAAGCAUAUCUGAAACCAGUGAAAUUCAUUCUGUGCCUACUACUGAUAUUGUGCCUGCAACUGAUGGUGUGGCUGAAACUGAUGGUGUGGUUGCAACUGAUGGUGUGGCUGAAACUGAUGGUGUGGUUGCAACUGAUGGUGUGGCUGAAACUGGUUCACUGUCUGCAACUGGCUCCUCAACUCAAACUAGCACACUCCUUGAAACUGAUGAUCUUACUCUUUUGAACGAAGCAGGUGUUUUUUCCGCAUUGAUAGAUACUCCAUUCCUGUCUUUGCCAGCUGAGAACAGAGAAGUAAGAGCUGUUAUUGUGCACAGAACUACAAUACGUCAAGAUGUCAUAGCCAUUUUUAAUGAUGCAGAUGUGCUUAAUUGUUUGGUUUGCCCCACCGUGAUUGAUUACAGUGGCAGGGAAGAAAAGGAAAGGAAAAGGAGUAAUGCUGGAUGUUUUGACACAUUUUGGCAUGAGGUAUACAACACCUACUGUUUCGGCUCCAGCGAUAAGAUUCCUAUGAUUAGGCACGACAUGCAAAAAUGA